AUUAGCUACUUCCUAUUAUGCACCAGACCUCCCAUCUCUCCAAUCCUGUCUGAAAAGGAACAUUUGAAUUCGACACGUUUUAGAAGCGUUAUAGCGCGUUACCUAUCUACGUUGUGUAGCCUGUCAACACAAACUUCCGUGAAAAUUUUGCCGAGGGCAACCAGAUACUUGGGGAACUCAAGGUACCUUGAGGGAGUUAGCUAGCUAGUUUUGUAACUAGCUAGCUGACUAGAGGUAAGUUGAUGUCACCUGAUGAGGAAAGCCAGACUGAUGGCAUGCUAGCUAGCUACUGCCUAGAGCUUCAACUUGUGAUUUAACUAACGUUAGCUACCUAGCUCUUAACUAAAUGUACGUUUUCCAUUCAGCUAAAUAACUGAACAGCCACACAGAUCUUAAUAGUUAAUAUUUGCCAAAAGUCUAGUUGUCUGAGGAAGUACAAACGCCACACAUGGAACUUCACUUGUUAACGGCUAACUGUGAUAACUAGCUGUAACGUUAGCUAACUGUAUAGCUAAAUUCCUCAUAAAUUCUAACAACAUAAUAGGGAUGUGGCAUUCAUUUUCUUAUUAUCCUCACUCUUUCCUUUACCUGCUCAACCUGCCUCUUUCACAAUCUCACGAAUGGCUUUGCCCGGCUUCAAGUACAUUAAAAUAGCUAGCAAAUGCAUAGCUGCUAACACCUUUAGCUUGCUACCAAGCUAACUCUCACAUGCACAUUUUUUGAAUCGUCUCGAGUUUGGGUUCAGCUGGGGGGGGGUUGGGGUAGGUUAGGGUGACAGACGCACUGUUCAGGCUCAUUGACAAAUAGGCGUGAAGACCUCCCAGCAGUUGUCAGACAUUUACAUCUCUGUUUUAGCACUUCAAGUCUAAGACAUGUUAAUUUGUGAAGUCUGGAAAGUAUUUUUAUCUGUAGCUAGGGAUCAUCAUUAUCAGAAAAUGUUAAUCAUUGAAUAGCUUCACAAAUGAUGGGGAAUUAAUACAUGGGAAAUAAUAAAUAGUAAUCUAUGCCAAAUAUGGGAGCUAGAACAGCUGUACAAUCUUUACACCUUAGUAGGGGGGAGGAGUAGUAAUGUAAAAGUUGACAUGUUACAUAAAGGCGUAAAGAUUACAGGCCAGAGUGUACAGCGUUUGAGAAUAAUUGGGCCACUGGACCAACAUAAUUACAUUGGCCCACAUUUCACCAUCUGCUGAGUUGUGAAAAGGAGAAGGAGACUGGGUAGGCCCAGUAGCCUACAGUCUAGAGUUCAGACAGAAGUACCCCGUUUUACACAAUCCCUGUCUGUGUGCUGUCAUAAUCCCAGAAUCUCUGUAUUUGAAGUUACAUUUUGCAUUGUAUUUUGAAAGUGUUCUCUUUCUUCAAUUGUUCAGAUGAUAAAGUGAUUUGUACAAUCGCCCAUGCAGAAGUGUCAGGAUUCAAUAGAACACAGAUCUGUCUCUGAUGCUGUCUGUAGGUUCUGGUGGGUCAUAAUGGAGAGUGUUGGAGUGUCGUCCAUCUCCUUACUGGGAAUUCCUUAUGUGGGUUUAGUUAAGGGAUUGCUGCUCUUCUGCUCUGGAUUAAUGACCCUAAUCUGGAGAGGGCAGAGUAGGUUGGAGCUGGGAUUAUGGUCUCUCUCACAGCCCUUAGCAUUUUAGCACUCACUUUAGCACAAACAUACGGUACUCCCACACGCACGCACAAACACUCUCACUCGCCCUUCACUCCCCAUUCGCUGUCUCUAUCUCACUCCACCUGUAAUUCAAAAUAUCCCAUUAUUGUUAUGUCAGAUUAUUCUCUGCUGGUGUGCAGCAGCCAUUUUUCUUAUAGGCUACUUGUUGUUGUUGUGCAGUAUAGUUAUUAAACAAUAGGCACCCACACUGCAAGCUCCAGUAGGCCUACAUUUUUUUGUUUAUGUGUUUAAUAAGGGAAAAGGACGCGCAUAGCAGAGUGUGUGCAGACAUCAUGUUCAGUCUAUGCUGCUCUCCGUUGAAGGCUUGACAGUCGAGCCAAAGGGGUCUUCGUCGUGACUUGUCAGUUGUCAAGCAAGUGAUAUAAUUCAGCGAUGAGGCGACAGCUUUGAUUAUCUUAAUGUUGUUUCUUUAGGAUUGAUGAUGGUCCUGGUUGUCUGGAGGGGUCUAUUGAUACUAAAAUGUAAUGAAAGGGUGACACAUUAGAAGUGGAUGUGUGACAGUCUAAUACCUUCUGUCUCAAUUCUUUCCCUCCCUCCCCCUCCCAUCUCUCUCCCUCCAUCUGCAGUGAUCAUGUCUUCCAGGGAGCGUCGGUCAGACCUGUACAUCAAGGCAGAGCCCAGCAGUCCAGAGGGAGGUGGUGGAGGCCGGGCCAGCCCAGGGGGAGCCUCCUCGGACUCCUCCCAGAGUGGUGGAGGUGGAAAUAGAGGAGACGGGGUUGGGCGCUACUCACCCCCUCUGUACACCCCAGCCCUGCGCUGCCACUUCAAGGAGGAGGGUGGUGAUGGGGCGGAGGAGGGAUCCACAGGUAGCGGAGGAGGGCGGUGCAAGUAUGCCCUGAGCACACUACCCAAGAGACUGUGUUUAGUGUGUGGAGACGUAGCGUCUGGCUAUCACUACGGUGUAGCCUCAUGUGAAGCCUGCAAGGCCUUCUUCAAAAGAACCAUCCAGGGUACGGAUGUUUGUGGGGGUGAAGUUGAGUGUCUUGUGCAUUUCUGCAUCCCAGUAUAAUGAAUUAAAUGGGGUAGACCUUGAUUGCUUUGACAAAAGUUUCAUAUCGCUGUUUGUUCCUUCUCUGUCCUUCUUUCCACCUCUUUGCCUUACCUAAGGUAACAUUGAAUAUAGCUGUCCGGCGUCAAACGAAUGUGAGAUUACCAAGAGGCGCAGAAAGGCUUGCCAGGCGUGCCGCUUCACCAAGUGCCUCAAAGUGGGCAUGCUGAAAGAGGGUGAGUGUAUAAUCCAGAGCCCUUAACUAGUGGGCUCGUUUGGUCUGGAGGCACUGUUUGAUACCGUGUGACAAGUAGUUAUUAAGAUCUGCCCCUUUACCUCCAUACUUCUCCAAAUAAAGGGAGCUUGUUUGUCUCUCGUUCUCUCUCCCCUACUCCCUUUAUCACGCUCUCUUCAUUGUCGAGGUGUUGUGUGUCACAGGAGUCCGUCUGGACCGGGUCAGAGGAGGGAGGCAGAAGUAUAAAAGGCGUCCAGAGGUGGAGAGUGCGACCUAUCAGAGUGCCCCUUUACCGCUUAGGAAGGAAGGGGAGAAAGGUAAGGAAGGGACUGAGAAGACCUUGUCAGGUUUUGUCUUGAAAGAACACUUAACUGUGCAGGCAGGUUUUCCAAAGAGCCCUCAUUUCUCAACAGAAGCAUUAAGAAACUUCAGGGAACUAUUUCCACAAGGACCAGUUAUAUUAACAUAAUAUCUUUGUUCUUUGUUUCAUGGUAAAUGUAACCGCUGUUGUGCCAUAACGCUUGCUUUCUGUUUGUGUGUGUGACCCAGGCUCCUCCAACAUCAUUGUGUCCCACCUCCUGGUGGCAGAGCCAGAGAAACUGUUUGCCAUGCCUGACCCCCUGCAGCCUGAUACGGCUCAGCGCACACUCACCACCCUCUGUGACCUCGCCGACCGCGAACUGGUCGUCAUCAUCGGCUGGGCCAAACACAUCCCCGGUAAGGGGGGCAGUGAAGAGGGGUGGGUGGGGGAGGGAGAUUGGCAUGGGAAGAGAAUAGAGAAAGUAGGAAUGUAGUAUGGUUCUACGGUGAAAUAAGUUAGUUGGAACUAGCCCUCAGCUCUUAUCAGUAGCUCUGCUGUGGUUCACUAUGUCUUAUUCAGGCCUAGAAUGCUGUCUCUUUGUAUCAGCUGUUUGCCUAGUGAUUGAUCAGUCAGUCUGCUCUAACCCUAACCCUCCCUCCCCUUCAUGUGUCCACCCUUGCAGGCUUCCUGUCGCUGUCCCUGGCAGACCAGAUGUCGGUGCUGCAGUCGGUGUGGUUGGAGGUGCUGGUGCUGGGUGUGGCCUUCCGCUCCCUGGGCUGUGAGGAUGAGGUAGUGUUCGCUGAGGACUUUGUCCUUGACGAGGAGAUGUCCCGCGUGGCUGGACUGACAGAGCUCAACGCAGCCAUCAGCCAGCUGGCCCGACGCUUCCGCUCCUUGCAGCUCGACCGGGAGGAGUUUGUCAUGCUCAAAGCCAUCGCACUCACCAACUCAGGUAAACUAGCUAUACAAAAGUAUACCCAUAGAAUAUCCAUACAAUCAGCAUUAUGUGGAGUGACAUAACAUGAAAAUGUGAUGGAAGCAGUAGGUGAGACUGAAAUAUCAAACCCUUCAUAUGUACAAUUAGUUACUAAUAUGACAACAUUCUUUAUUUGAAGCACUACUCUACUUCAGUUCCAUUUAGCAGAUUGGUCCAAACAGUUUAUUCCAAAGAAAAUACAACAAAAAUCAGCAUAGACAGAUUAGUAAAGAUUUGUCUCAGUCCCAUUCUCUGAGGACAUUGUUGAUGUGCAUAACUCCAGCCCUGAGGGACUGACAGACGAUUACUGUAAACAGCAGAUUCACCCCCACGGUCUGCUUAGCCCACAAAGGCACUAUUUGUUAUGUUAUAGACCAGUGCAUCUUAUUCCUUAAUCACAUACGUUUGUUGCCAAACACAAUCUUACAAAACCCUUUGUCCAAAAGACAAAAGGAAGCUUUUAGAAUAUACACUCUGACCAUGCUCCCCCUCUCCCUGCCAGACUCUGUGUAUAUAGAGGACAUGGAGGCGGUGCAGAAGCUGAGGGACCUCCUCCACCAGACCCUGUUGGAGAUGGAGUGCCAGCGACGCCCCGAGGACCCCCAGCGGGCGGGGCGCCUCCUCCUCACCCUCCCCCUCCUCCGCCAGACGGCUGGUCGCGCCCUAACCACCUUCUAUAGCAUCAAGACCCGAGGCGGCGUGCCCAUGCACAAACUCUUCCUAGAGAUGCUGGAAGCCAUGAUGGACUCGCCCUAGAGAGAAGGGAGGAUGAGGAGAAGCCAAGGAGAGAGGAUGCAAGGGCACGAUGAGAGACAGGGAAUCUGCAAAGAGUGAAUGGCUGGCUGGUGUGAAUGGAGAGGUUUCUAUUAGAUUUUGAUAAUGAUGAAUGUGGAGAUUAUUACAGGAUUUUUAAAAAUCAUAGCCUCUUCAGAGAUUCAAAAGUGUGUUUUAAAAACAGAGAAAACCCAUAUACAUUUAGUAGAUGCCCUCUGUGGAGGUUGAUGGUGGAAUAUAACUCCUUAAUACAUGACUGCCAAACUUAGUUGAAAGACUCCAAGACUCGGUCAGUUCAAAUAUGGGAAUAAACUCAAUAAAAGACAUCUAAUCAAUCUGAAUGCCAGAAUCAUAUUAGAUGCCCACUAUCCCUAAUCUUCAGAUGAUAAACUACUGAAGGACUGCAGUGAGAUUUC
Coregonus sp. 'balchen' is the source of this 5356-nucleotide messenger RNA. NCBI's taxonomy places the organism in Eukaryota, Metazoa, Chordata, Actinopteri, Salmoniformes, Salmonidae. The record is from the annotation of a GenBank genome assembly.